AACGUGUGGUUGCCAUUGGCUCGUGUCUAUGGUAAUUAGUGGUAGGAGACACCGGCUGUAAACUAUUUAGCUAGGUGGUAGGAUGGAGCGGGGUCGGCGGCAUGCUCAAAACACACGGAGGAUGGACUACUCAGGCCGUAAUGGAAAUAUUUGUCGGCGUUUUAUAAAUGGCUUUUGCAGAUAUGGUUCAAGGUGUAAUUACCGACAUGAACGGCCAGUUUUACCAUCAUCCCAAAUUUGUAGGUACUUUCAGAAAGGUGGAUGCUGGUAUGGUGAAAACUGCAGAUAUCUCCAUGUUUUACAACCUGAAGUUGCUGCAGGUAGAAGAGGCUCAGUGCCUACCGUCUCCUCCUUCAGUGUUGUUUAUGCUCCUCCUGACAGAAGAGGGUCAGAGCCUGCUCUUUUGCAGGCUGAGGUGACAUCCAGGCAAGAGAGCAGCAGAUCAGAAUCCGUGGUUAUUGUCUCAAAUCACCAGCAUAAUACUGGGCACCUGGCAGCAGAUAUCGCUGAGGAACAAACACAAGAUGUGGAUUCUCAUCUUGCUGCUUCCAGGGAAUCAGUCCAUAGCUUAGACAUUGCUCAAGCAACUACCCACAACAGAUGUAAUGAGCAGGGGGCUUCUUCCCAUGAGACAACCGAGGAUGGUGGUGCUGCUGCUGCGGCCCCAAGUACCAAAAGGUCAGUUGGGGAAUUAGAGGCCUACCAUCAAAGUAAAAAUGUGACCUGUGGCAUAUGCAUGGAAACGGUGUAUGAGAAGCCGGAUCCAAGAAGCCACAUGUUUGGAAUCUUGCCCAACUGCAAUCACUCCUACUGUUUACAAUGCAUCAUGACCUGGAGGAAAACAAGAGACCUUGGGCCAGACACAGUAAAGACCUGCCCACAGUGCCGAGUGAGGUCUGCCUUUUAUGUGCCCAACAAAUAUUGGGUUGAAGGAGAAGAAAAGGAAAGCUUAGUUUCUACCUUCAAAGAGAAAUUCAGUAAGAAAAGCUGCACUUACUUUUCCCGAUCAGGAUGGUGCCCCUUCCAAACAGAAUGCCUUUACAGACACGACAAACAUUCACGUCACAGAUCAUUUGAGUUGCCUAUAGACGAGGACGAUGAUGAUGACGAAGAUGACUAUGACUAUGAUCUGCUCAACCUUUUCAUAGCCAUGACCUUACUUGGUGGUGAUGAUGAUGACUACGAUGAUGAUGACGACUAUGACUUUCCUUUUUACCUAGCUGCAGAGUAUGGUUUCUAAGCUUUUUCAUAUUUUUGUCAGUGCCUGAAACCACUGAACAGGGUUUUAAAUAUAAAACUAUAGAAUGCAUGACUAUUUGGAUCCUUCUUUCCUCAUUGGAUCUAUGUUGAAACAUCUUGAAUAGCCAUGACAAAGAUCAGGGUUAUAACCAUUCACUGCAGAGCCAAGGAAGUUCAGGAUUUUAAUAACAGUUGGACUAAAGCAGGUCAUUUUACUCAGCAGCCCUCCUUCAGCCAGAGAGGAAGUAACAUUUGAAAUGACCUGCUGGCUACUUGGCUUGUCAUAGAACAGGGUUUGUUGCUCCUGCUCUGGAAAAUAAAAAUUCUUGUGUGGGAAUUGAUGAUUCACCCCUAUUUAACUUGUGGGUAAUCUGGUGCCUCCUAGUUUGAAUUUGUAAUUCUUUCACAUGCCAGUGUGCUUUAAGAUUGUUGCAGAUUGUAAUUUACCCUUGGCAUCUCCACUGGUGAGUGUUCUGACUCUGUCCAAGCAGUUUGCACCAUUUUGAUAUUUUUUAAAGUGUUGAGUGGUAAUUGUCUACGGAUAAAAAGUGUACUGUAAUUCUUGCUGAAGUCAAAUACUGAUGAUACCUGCCUCACAAGAUCCUCCAUUUCUAGACUUGGUAAGAACAUAAAGGUUGAGAUUUUAUUACUUUUAAACAAGUUGUACUUGUACACAGAAAAUAAAACAUUGCUUUACACUUUG
Molecule: messenger RNA, 1942 nt
Organism: Cheilinus undulatus (humphead wrasse)
Lineage: Eukaryota; Metazoa; Chordata; Actinopteri; Labriformes; Labridae
Gene: mkrn4
Product: makorin, ring finger protein, 4
Exons: 8
Coding region: 83-1240 (385 amino acids)
Biological process (GO): protein polyubiquitination
Molecular function (GO): ubiquitin protein ligase activity; metal ion binding
Source: RefSeq, a predicted model, not a curated record